ACUGCACACACGGGCGCCCUGGCAUCCUUGAUCACCGCCCAGGGACCAAGCACCACAGGUGGGAGCACACGCCCUCCUUCCGCCUCUCUCCUACAGGCUUCCCGGCGGCCCAAACGUUUCCGGUUCACCUCGCUGUAUAUCCGGGGUUUCCUCAACUUUACCGGAAGCGUGGAGGGCCCGGCCCGAUGUACGAGGCGGCGCCGGGACGCUCUCUCCGGCCUCGGCUCUCCACCCGCGCCGCCCUCCUCCACGAGACACCAAAAUGUCAGCACCAUCAAUGAAGGAAAGGAAGGCUUGCUGGGAUGCCCGGGAUGAGUACUGGAAGUGCUUAGAUGAAAACUUGGAAGACACAACUAAGUGUGAAAUAUUUAAGGGUACUUUUGAGAAAACAUGCCCACAGCAAUGGGUUAAAUACUUCAACAGAAGAAGAGACUAUCUGAAAUACAAAGCACUGUUGGAAACCAAAGGAUUUGAACCUUUAGCGCCAAACAAGUCGUAGGUACCCAUCGACUGUUGGAAAGACAUUAAUUGCAAAGAUGUUUGCAGAAGAACAGUAUCAAUGGCGAUACCUAAAGUACUGAUUAUCAGUAAAUAAGUCCAAUGGCCUAAAAAAUUAUAUGAGGAGCUAUGUUUGUUUUUUUGGCCUUGGUCUGAAAGAUCCAGCUCACCUCAUCAUGUGAAGUACAUGGUGAAGGGAAGGGACCCCCAUGCAACAAUCAUGACGGAAAGGCUGCAACCACCAAUAAAGUGUGAAUAGUAUGUGGUAUCCCUCUC
This is a messenger RNA of Pogona vitticeps (central bearded dragon), 774 nucleotides long. Lineage: Eukaryota; Metazoa; Chordata; Lepidosauria; Squamata; Agamidae. The record is from RefSeq and is a predicted model, not a curated record.